AUGUCGGGGGCACUCCUACAGUACUCAAAAAAGGCGUUGGUCACGGCAAAAUAUUCACCUCGGGGGUCCACUCUAUCUUCUUUGUGGACUGAGAAACUGAUGAUAGAGAUGACCACGCCUCUCGAGACGACCAUCGGGGAACUCGAGAUGUAUCGACUUCGACCCAAGACCGUGUAUGACUACACUAUUUACGUCCAGGUAUUAGGUGAUGAAUACGCGACUAUGGAAUACGCCGGAGACUUUACAACCGGUGGUACUGGCUUCCCGCGUUUCGAUGAAGCACCGUAUUUGCAUCUGGGUGGCUCAAACCCCUCAUUUGAGAUGGCAACAUUUGCUGUUUCUCCUGGAAUUGUGGUGAAUGGCUCAGGUUUGGCCGGUGGGACGAUGUCGUUUGAGGGCAUUGUCGCGGUCGACGCUGAAGGUUGGGUUGUUUGGUACUAUCAUACUUGCUCUCCAGUUGCAUGGGAUUUUACACCAGGUGAAAACGUUGCAAUAAUUAAUUCGGCGGCGUCCUGUACAGAUCAAGGGCGCGAAUACUCACGGAAUGGUUCAGUUUACACGGAGAAUUCCCAAUUCCAGAUUGUAGAUGUCCACGGUCUCAUGCAAUCGCAGACCAAGAUGGCUUGCUCUGGAGCGCCAGUGAACUAUAACGCCCUCGCUGCGGAGUGCCGUGUAGACCACUCUUCGCCGCUGCAUGCGCGCGACUUGCUGACUACAACAUACGAUGUCGUCAAGAUACCCAACAUUACCGUCCUCGCCCGAUCUGCGCCAAAUGAGACGGCAAUAACGAAGCAUGACAUUUUUGCCAUGUCGAAGAUCUCCAGGUACAACUCAGAGACCAGCUCUAUAGAAGACAUUUAUGAGAUGUCGAACUUCUUGGAACCUGAAUCAUACAUGCCAGCUUCUGCCGGGUGGAAGACAAUCACAAAUGUCGCUUGCUCAGGCGGUGCCUCGGCAAAUCCGAUAGACUACCACCAGAUCUCCUCAGUAUCGCCUGGCGCCUUUAGCAAUUACAUAGUUGCCUCCAAAUCCCUGGAUGCAGUUUUCUCUCUCGCCCACGACGGUUCUGGCAAACAGUGGACCCUUUCGCCAGAUGAAACUAUCUCCGAUUUCACUUUUGUUUCAGACGCUGACAAAUUUUUUUCCCCAUUAGACGUCACUCAACUCCCGAAUGGUAACAUCCUCAUGAUCGAUGGUGGUUCCAAUCGCCCGGGUUGCACACUAUCCACUCAAAGGGGGUGUUUCUCCCGCGCCAUCAUGUAUAAGCUCGAUCCGUUGGCUUCGAUUGUUUCUGUAGCCUGGCAAUUUGAAUUUCCAUUUGGUCUUCAAAACCCAUCGUCACACCUUGAGUCCAAGGCCGAUGUGUGGAAACAUGCUAUGACGCACGAUGCAUUUUCUGUUGACGGUGGUUCUGCAAGAAAGCUUUCUAAUGGGCGCUUCCUCCUCGCCUUCCCGUCUCUAGAGAAGACCCGUGACUGGGAUCCCUCGGGUGCAGGAUAUGCGUAUGAGGUUGACAUGGAUGCCCACGAUGUGAUCGUUUCCAAACUCACCUUUCCUACUGACGAGCGGCUGUCAAUUGCUGAAGGAAAUUUCCGCCUCGUCCCCUGGGGACAAGUUCACCGCGAGUCAUCUACAUGCCCCUUCUCUGUCGAAGAAGACUCACUGCAGGGUCGACCAACAGCAGGACCAUAG
Molecule: messenger RNA, 1692 nt
Organism: Aureococcus anophagefferens
Lineage: Eukaryota; Pelagophyceae; Pelagomonadales; Pelagomonadaceae
Exons: 1
Coding region: 1-1692 (563 amino acids)
Molecular function (GO): aryl sulfotransferase activity
Source: RefSeq, a predicted model, not a curated record